AUGAGUAAUGCUAAACUGUAAUAAAAUUGGGAAAAAUUACAAAAAUUAUGUCAACCAGGUCCAAGAUCAUCUUAAAAAAGAAGUUCUAGCAAAGAUCAAAGAUCUAUUCCUAAUUUAUAAUCAAGUAGAUAAUUAUAAAGGAGAGCAUCUCAAUAGGAUUUGGUAUAUAAAGUGGUUGAAUGCAGUACUUAAGAUAUUGAAAAUAAGAAUUCAAAAUAACAACUAGAUUAAUUAUUUAGUGGUUUGAAUGGAUUAUUGGGUUAUGAAUUAAUAAUGAAGAAGGGUAAAUUAGAUGAAUUGUUAAAGAAACUUAAAUUUUUUCUUUACUGUGAUUCUUUAGAAUUGAAGUCACUUUAUUAAAAAUUAGGGGAUUAUAUAAUAAAUCCUAAACUAUGUAAUAAAAGUAAAUAAUUUUAGAUAAUUUAAUUGUGGCUCCUCAAGAGGAAUAGGCAUCAAAGGAGAUGUGUGAAUUACUUAUUUAGGAAUUAUAGUUAUAAAUUAGUAAGAGGAAAUAAAUAGAGUGGAAUUACUAAGCAUUAAAAGAGGUAUUUUUAGAUAAUGAAAAAUAAAGAAAAGGAAAUAAGAAUAAUAAGAAUAACAAGAUGAAAUAGCAGGUUUGAAGUAGGCAAUUGUUUUAUUAGAAUAAUAGAAUCAAACAAUUUAAUAUAAAAUAAGAAAUGACAAUCUUUAUUAAUAAUAUGAGUAUUAUAUUAUCUAUUUUAUAGAGAAUUGAAACGAUUCAAUAAAUCAUUGAGUCAUAAAAACGAUGAUUUAUAUUUUCAGAAUCUAUCUUUAUUAGAGAAACUUCAAUCCGUAUAUAAGUAGGUAGAUGUGUUUUAGACUGAACAAUUAUUAUUUCCUUAUAUGUUCUAGAAAGAGAAGUAUGAUGAAACAUUAUAAUCCAUAAAAAAAAUAGUAGAUGAUAUCAUUAAUCUUGAUAUUUAAAGGCCUCAACAAUUUAUUGAUGUGGAUUACAAAGACAAAGUAACAAAUAUGACUCCAAGGCCAAAUUAUGAACAUUUGAUUUCAAAAUAUAAUACCAAGAGUAUUAAGUAUAUUCGUCAGUUAUAAUCUACUAAUGAUAUUAUUUCAUAUUUGAUAUAGUAAUUGUAUUAAUAUACAUGA
Molecule: messenger RNA, 1125 nt
Organism: Paramecium pentaurelia
Lineage: Eukaryota; Ciliophora; Oligohymenophorea; Peniculida; Parameciidae
Source: the annotation of a GenBank genome assembly